CCUGUUCCCCUGGCUGCAUGCAGGCAUUUCCCUGUUCUGUGCUGGUGCUCAUCUCUCCAGCAUGACACAACUUCUCCUCUCUGGAGAGAAGGUCUGCAGGCUCUCUGUGAAGGCAGCUGGGGUUGUAGAGCUGGAUUUCCCAAGCUGGAUUGUGUGGUCGUGCUGUGCUCGGGAUGCUGGGUUUCUGCACAAACGCUUUUCCACUUCUCUGGCUUAAACUCCGGGGGAGCAGUCCAAAGGCAGAUCUUUCUUUCUUAUUUUUUUUAUUUUGCUGACAAAGAGUUGCCAUUAGACCACGGGCUGGAGAAGAAAGGAGGAGCAGUGAGAUCAUGGCUCAGCUCUCUGCUCUGCUGGAAGCUGAGUGGGGCUCGAGCAGUGCUCCAGAGGUGGGGUUUGCCUUUCUCUUCCACCCUUCCGAAGCUGAACCUGGAGGAGCCGUGUCCUCAGAGCACACCACGGUGUUCUCCUCAUUCCUUAAGGCGCUGCUCAGUGGGACCCCAACCUGGGACUUAAUGUGCAAUAGCAAAAACCCAUUUCUCUUCUGGCCGUUUGGGAGGAUGUGAUGAGAACAGCUCUUUGCCAACAUAGCACUGUAAGGCACAAAAUUUAUUGCAGAAAGGAUGGGGGGGAGACAGCAGCUCGAAAUGUUGUGUCUGAUUUCAAAAUCAUGACUGUGCCAGCUGUUAAACAGUGGCCUGAGAACAAAGUGGGUGGUUCCAGCCCAAGGUCAGCACUAAGAUAUGGAGAAGUUUCUUUUUCCUUCUGGCUGCUGGAAAAAAUGGUGCUGGAAACACAUGGCUACUGGUGUUGUAACCCUUUUGCUGCUGGUCCCUUUGGGUUCCUUUGUUAAUUAAGCUGAGGUCCAUCCUGUUAGGUGCGAAAGGACUGAGGGAUGUAGGAAAGCAUCCAUCCAGAGAUGGCAUCUGUGAAAUGUGGAAAGCUGCCUCUUGCCCCCUGUAGAGACACCAAAUAUAUGCAUUAUAUUCCAUCUAUUCCGUGGGCAGGAUGAGCGCGCUCUACUUACAGUGCUAUGGGAUGCAUUAGAAAGAACCAUCCAGCUCUGUUGCUGUGCUUUGCUCUCAUCUGCAAUACCUGGUGUUGGCUGUUCAUAGGAAUAGGUUAGCAGGUAGGAUGGACCAAGGACCUCCAAAUUCCUCUGUUUUCCUAGGAGAGCUCACUGAAUGUGUUCACUGCUCCCCACUGGGACAGAUGCUGCCAGUGCCUGCUGUUACAUAGCUGGGGUCUAACUAACUCUUACUGGGAGGGAUGGAGCAAUGUGGGGGGAGAGCAAACGCGCUGCAGUGUGAUGAGGUGGCUGAGAAUACUCCUUUGGUGGAGCCGAUGGCUGCGUGCAGGGAAGUGGCUGUGCUGCAUGCGGUGGCUGCAGGAGGAGCUCUGCCCUUUGCUCCUGCACAGCCCCAGGCGUGCUGCUGCCGGGGCGGGAUCUGGCUUCAGAAGUGGCUUCUGAGAGUGGGCUGUCUUUGGGCAGCCAUCACGUGGCAGUGCCAAGCGUGAGGAUGCAGAACAAGAGGAUGCUCCGAGCAUUCGGGGUGCAGAGCUGGAAAACUCAGCGUUAGGGUGGAUCGCCAACGUGCCUUCUGGCAGGAGAGGGGUUAAACCAUAAUCCCCUCUUAGCCAGAGUAACUCAGCAGGCUGGCCCCCCAGCGUGGCUGCAAUAACACACGCUCUGCAGAGCUGCGCUGUACAAGCAAAACAACUUUCUGGCCAGCUCUAGCAGUUCCCCGGGGCUCUGCAGGCAGGGCCACGACCACAGCAGAGGCUGCUGGCAAUGGGGAGGGGGAUGUGGGGCUGAGGGUGCCCUGUGCCCCAGCAGCAGCUCCCCUAUGCCUGUGCCCCCCACCCUGCGCAGACAAAACCAGAUCCCGCAGCAGCGCCGAUGUCCCUGGGGGAGAGAAGUUUGGCAGGAACGCUGAAUGGGUUGGGGGUUGAGGAAAGCACUGAAAUAAUUUAUUUCCCUGAGAACUGGUUUGCUCCACUCCACGUGAAGCCGAGACGCCGGGCUCUGAUCUGGACCACACAGGCUCGUACGUCUCUGCAGGAUCCAGCUUGGAAAUGGAGGUGGAAUUGUUCCCACACCCCAUAUGGCAGCCCCUGGAGGAGCUGGUGGGGGUCAGCGCUGGGAGGGAGGAAGCUUUGUGAUUUCUCUGCACUUCCAUGCAGUCUAACUCUUUGCUGGAAGUUGCUUCCAUGUGUGCAGGGAACUGGCUGUGCAGCUUUUCGGUCUCCUUUGGGGAUGAGGAGCUGCUCUCCCCAUGCCCUGCAAGGCUGCGGUUCCCCCAAUGCUGCAGCUGCAGAACUGGUUGUUCCUUGCUGCACCACCGUCCUGUCCAAAGCCAAACAAUAGCUGUAACUGUACCCGGGUCAGGGCCAACCAUUCUCAACGCCCCCGUGAUGAGUUCAUCCGGAGAGUCCCUGCGUUGCAGAGGCAGCGCUCUGUUGAGGCUUGUUCCCUGCUGGGAAAUUUUGCAGAAAGCCAGAAUUCAAGGUGCACUGGGUUGCCUUGGCUGGGUACCCACCUUGGCACUGGUUCCUCCUGCUCUUCCUGGUGGGAACGAGGAGGUGAAAAUCUUCCGUGCCUUAAUCCUGGGGGAGCUGGAGAGGGGCCAGAGCCAAUUCCAAGCGCUCUGCUUUGUCACGCGGCUCCACCGCAACGAGAUCAUCCCCAGCGAGUCCAUGGCCAAGCUACGGCAGAAGAACCCCAGGACAGUGCGGCAGGCGGAGGAGGUGCGGGGCCUGGAGCAUCUCAGCAUGGACGUAGCUGUCAACUUCAGCAAAGGGGCCCAGCUGAGCUCUCACAUCCACAACGUCUGCGCGGAGGCCAAAGAAGCAAUUUAUACCCGUGAAGAAGAUGUCAAAUUUUGGCUGGAGAAAGGGAUGGACGGCUCCAUGUUCGAGGUCCUGCCACAGACAUCCGACCUGCCCGACCUGCAGCGCUGCAAGCUGUGCACGGACCGCUGGAAGCCGUGCAUCUGCAGCUACUCGCUGAGCAUCGAGUGGUACCCGUGCAUGCUCAAGUACUGCAAGAGUCGUGAUGCUGCAGGCAAGGUUUCUUCCUACAAAUGCGGCAUCCGCAGCUGCCAGAAGGGCUACACCUUUGAUUACUACGUGCCGCAGAAGCAGCUCUGCCUCUGGGAUGAGGAGACCUAGCAGAGCUGGGCCAGGCCUCGUUAAGGGGUGGCUUGUCUGCCCUCCUGCUUGCAAUGCUGAGGGCCUCCUGGAGCUGGCUGCUCCGAAGAAGGAAUUUGGUUUGCAGCGGUGCCUUGUGCCAGGAGAGCUCUGUGAAUGUGCCUUUCCUUUUGGCCCCCUGUGCCCCCGUCCCGAUGCUGCCUCGUGCUGUGAUAGCAGGCAGUGCUGUCCUGCACAGGUUCCUGGCCUGAAGCAGCAGGAGGGCUGUGCCUUGCCCUGCUCUGGAGCUAGCAGGUGUGAAGGGGUCAGCUGUGAGCACCACGGCUGCUUUGGGGCAGGGGGAGAAGCCAUCCCGCAGAGCUGGAUCGUCCAUCACCUCUGCCACCAAAACCCCUUUGCUGACUUUGCCACCUCCUGGUGAUGUGACAAGCGUUUCCCAACAGGAAAACAGCUGAGUUAUGGGACCACAAACCCUGAACAAGGAAGGUGUGAAGCCCACCCAAAGCCUGCCUGUAGCUUCCCUAGCGUCCAGUUGGCUGCUGUGUCCUUCCUGUGGCUAUGAGAUGCUAUGGGGGGGGAUGUAUCCCAGCAGUUAUUUCUGCCCCAAAGGGCUGGUAAUGAGGGCUCUAACUCACCCCUACUUAGACAAGCGAAGGUCCAACUUCUUGUGUUGGUUCCGUGCCUCACCCACUGAGCAAGAAACGUCCAGAAAUGUGUGACUGCCCUCCUAACAGUGCACUUACAAUGCAGGGGCAAUCCCAGAUAGGCAUUGCAGAUAGGGGCAGAUAACAUUCUGCAUCGACGCCCAGCCUCGCAUCCUACUUCACAAGGAGCUCUUAGGCAGCUGUACUGCUUUGCUGUGCCUUGCUUUGCCCUGUGUGUGAGCAGGGAUGGUGCCAGAGCCAACCCUACACCUGGAGGGCAUCGGACAUAAAGCGCUGCAGAGCGCUGUGCGUUCUUCCACUCGACUCAGAACAAGCAGGGAGGGGAUAGGGACUCUUGGGGCUGUUGGGAAGCCCUAUUCCUCCUGGUGAGAAGCCUUUACCGUGUGCCUUUUUGCCUAAGAUCCAGGAAUUUUUGACAAAAAAAAAAAAAAAAAAGAGGAAAAAAUCAGUCACAGUUAUUUUUGUAUUGAUCACUUAAAGGGGUGGGUGGGGGGGAGAGAGAAGGGAAAGGUAUUUUAAUACUGCACCAUGAAGUAAGACUCACUUGAAUGAUUAUUUUUUUUAAAAGAGGAGAAAACCGACCCCAUUAUUUAUCAUUUGUAAGGUACAAUAAACUGUUCUUGGGUUUUUUUUUAAAGCA
This is a messenger RNA of Gallus gallus (chicken), 4452 nucleotides long. It is a transcript of the gene OAF, whose product is annotated as out at first homolog. The coding region runs from base 2176 to 3168 and encodes 330 amino acids. The transcript has 4 exons. Lineage: Eukaryota; Metazoa; Chordata; Aves; Galliformes; Phasianidae. The record is from RefSeq and is a predicted model, not a curated record.